UUCCGCUUUCCACGUUCCGGACAGACGCACACUAUAAAAAGCGCCAACUCCUCCCCAUGGACAGGCAAACGACAACCGAUAAUCGCCAUGUCCACAACAAUAAGCGUAGCCUUGCUCUGUGCCCUUCUGGCGCAGCUGGCGUCUGCUGGCCAGCAGCAGCUGCUCCUCGCGCGCCCUCAGCGCAGCUCGCUCUUCGAUGGGUCGCCGCCCUUGGACCCUUUUGCAGCCUCCUUCGGCUCCAUUGGCCAGCUGGCGGCACCCGGCUGGAACAGCGUGACACCACCUGGCGGCGAGUGGGCCUACAAUCCCAUUGGACUCGGACACAUGAGCAAGGACGAGCUGGUCACACUGCUCGACGCUUGGCGCGAGGUGGAGCAGGAGGCGGCCACCAGCCCAGCGCCAGAGCCUGUGGAAACCACCACCAAGGUGCCGGCACCACCACCACCAGCACCCAUGCGUCCCCGGCCGCCUCCUCCUCCUCCACCUCCGCCACGUCCAUUGGUGCUGGCGCCUGCUGCCAAUCCAUUGCCUCCCGGCACUCCGGUCACCGUUCGACUCCCUGCCUUUGUGCCCGUCCGACUGGCGGCCAUGUUCACUCCUCCCGCAGCCGCUGCUCCCCCAGCUGCCGCUCCCGGGGAUGACCUGGACACCGACGUGGUGCCAGACGAAGAGGCGAUGCCGCGCCUCUUCCGCUUCAUGCAGAUGGCCCCCUCCCCACGACACCAGCAGCAGCAGCAGCAGCAGCAUCAGUUCGUGGUGCGGAAUACGCUGGACAGCAUCGAGGCGGGCACCUCGCCGACCAGGAACCGCGUGAAGCCCAGCCCGAGGGCGGCCCAGCCCCAGCCCCAGCCACAGCCCCUGCCAGCCCCACAGUCAGCGCCAGCGCCAGUGUCUGCCUUCCGUCCCAGGUUCGGAAUGCCGCCCCACAUGGCCAACGCCCGCUUCGAGCUGGUGCCCUCGUCCCAGAUCAUCGGCGAAUGGCGGGAGUGAACCAAAGAGGAGAGCAGAACCCAUCUACGGAUUGAGGACACAUUUUUUUUUAUAUUUCUA
Drosophila subobscura is the source of this 1050-nucleotide messenger RNA. Its product is annotated as vegetative cell wall protein gp1. NCBI's taxonomy places the organism in Eukaryota, Metazoa, Arthropoda, Insecta, Diptera, Drosophilidae. The record is from RefSeq and is a predicted model, not a curated record. The transcript has 2 exons. The coding region runs from base 88 to 990 and encodes 300 amino acids.